This is a messenger RNA of Malus domestica (apple), 1610 nucleotides long. Its product is annotated as protein-tyrosine-phosphatase IBR5-like. The record is from RefSeq and is a predicted model, not a curated record. Gene Ontology annotation, biological process: abscisic acid-activated signaling pathway; protein dephosphorylation; auxin-activated signaling pathway. NCBI's taxonomy places the organism in Eukaryota, Viridiplantae, Streptophyta, Magnoliopsida, Rosales, Rosaceae. Gene Ontology annotation, molecular function: MAP kinase phosphatase activity; protein tyrosine/serine/threonine phosphatase activity. Gene Ontology annotation, cellular component: nucleus.
UCUGGCUUUUCUGCACAGCCUUCAGCAAGAACAAGGAACAAGCAAGGCAUCAAUCAAAAAAUCACACCAACACCAAAAUCUCUCUCAUAUUUCUCUCUCCAUUAUAAAUAGGGAAUGAAAUAGUAUAUACACAAUAUGGAUAAACACGUACUGAAGUGAUUUCCCCCCUCUCUCUCCUCCCCACCCUAUCUAUCUCUCUCUCUCUCUCUCUCUCUCUCUUCUACUGUAUUGUCUCCCACCGCCAGUAAGGAAAGCUUUGUCAGUGAGUGACGCCCAAAAGCCAAAGCGCGAAUCCGAGAGCUCAUAAAUCUUCAUAAAUCUGAUAAAAACGACGCUUCCUUGUAACGCCUUCUAAUUCUCUCUCUGCCCCUCUCUCUCUCUCUCUAUAAAUCUCCCUCUCUUCUUUUCCCACCUUAGUCUUUAUCAAAGACACAAUCUUUGAGGAACCCACUUCGAUUUCUCUGGUUUUUGAUCUGGGUUCUGCUUGUUUUGUGAUUUGGAAUUCGUUCUCUCACCUGGGUCGGUGCGUAAUCUCGCUGGAAUUAGGGUAUGAGGAAGAGGGAGAGGGAGAAUCCAUGUGGGGUUUGUGGGCACUAUCACAAAUACGAAGAAGGGGAGGUCUGUGGGGUCUGCGGCCAUAGAAUGCCGGCGGUUUCUGAGAGAACUUCGAUCCAAGUUAGUGCUUUUCCGUCUGAGAUCUUGCCGGAGUUCCUCUAUUUGGGCAGCUACGAUAACGCUUCUCGCUCUGAACUUCUCAAGACUCAGGGAAUAUCUCGUGUCCUAAAUACGGUUCCUGCUUGUCAAAAUCUCUACAAGAACUCUUUCACUUAUCACUACCUCCAAGAUGACAAGAUUUUGCAAUUUGAGGAUGCAAAUCAAUUUUUAGAGCAAUGUGAAAGGGACAAAGCUCGCGUUUUAGUACACUGCAUGUCAGGGCAAAAAAGGUCUCCGGCUAUUGUAAUUGCUUAUUUGAUGAAGUCUAGAGGAUGGAGACUAGCACUGAGUUACCAGUGGGUGAAAGAACGGAGACCAGCUGUUGAAUUAACUGAAGCUUAUUACCGGCAACUGCAGGAGUAUGAGGAAAAGAUCUUUGGAUCAACUGAUAAGAGCAACCCAACCCCACCAGCCUUCCCACCGGCAGCUGCACCUUUGUUUAGCUUUGGCUUCCCAAGAUCCAAUAAUCCAGUUCCCGUCCCUACAUUUAACAAUGUUGGUGCUACCUCCGUUUUUGCCCGGCCUCCCUUAGCCAUUCCUCCUCAAGACUUUACAUUCAGGGCCAGCCAGCCUCAAAAUAACAUCUCAGCAAGCGCUUGCAGUGCAAACCCGCAGAAUUCAAACCCCUGUGAUAUUCCAAUGGAUGGUUCUUGAGUUUUCCUGUUUCUUAAACCCCUUUUACGGAUCAAACUGUUGGAGCAAAGUAUCCCGACUCGGAUGAGUUUUAUUUAUAUCUGGAUGUAAAGUGGGAGUGACUGCUCAUACUUUUUAAGCUUAUAAGAUUUGACAGGGUGAUAAAGGAAGUUGUCAUUUUCUUUCUCUGGUUUCAUUUCUGUAAGUGGAGUUGUAUUUCUUCAUUAACGUAUGAUCCAAUACAAAAGUUAUCUUUCACUAUA